This is a messenger RNA of Parnassius apollo (apollo), 4236 nucleotides long. The record is from the annotation of a GenBank genome assembly. NCBI's taxonomy places the organism in Eukaryota, Metazoa, Arthropoda, Insecta, Lepidoptera, Papilionidae.
AUGACAAAUGAAAACAAAAAGGAACAAGGCGAAAAGACUGACACGAAAAAAAAAGUUAAGAAAGGCAAAGAACUGUUGAAACAUCGAAUGAACGUGUGGGAAAUUCUUGCUAAUUCCAAUGCGACACCUAUACGGUGUCAUGGCGGCAUUGGGUACGCUUGUAGCUUCUGCGAGGACCAGUAUCCAGACCCUGCCAAUCUCAAAAAGCACACAAUCGUCUCCCACCCUAAUGUGACUAUAUUCAUGAAAGGGAUGGACUUGCACAGGUUUUACGUCAAGCUGGACAUAACCGACUUAAGAUGCAAAGUUUGCGAUAGCAGCAUCGACAACUUGGAGCAGCUCAUCGAUCAUUUGAGGAAUACGCACAACAAAAAUUUCCACACUGAUAUUAAAAACCAAAUAUUACCGUUUAAAUUUGACAGCGAGACUUUGCGCUGUUUUCUCUGCAGCAACAAGUUCAACAAAUUCAAAACUCUUCAAGAGCAUAUGAAUAUACACUAUCGUAAUUUCAUUUGUGAAGUGUGCGACGCCGGUUUCGUGACGCGUGGCAUUUUGUUCCAGCAUUCCGAGAGACAUAAGCUCGGAUCAUUCAAAUGCGACUUCUGCUCAAAGGAGUUCGACACGAUGCGGAAGAAAAAGUCCCACGAGAAGUGCAUUCACAUACACUCCAACAUGCUCAACAAAUGCGGUUACUGUAACGAAAAGUUUAGGGACUACCGGAAGAAGCAGAAACAUCUGGUGGAAACGCACGGUGUGCCAUCACAAACUCUGAAAUGUGACGCUUGUAAUAAGACGUUUGCCGGACAGAAGCAUCUAAGCGUUCACAUCAAGCGAGUACACUUGGUAGAACGCCGGCAUCGGUGCACGGAAUGUGAAAUGACGUUCUUCUCUUCAGGGGAAAUGAAGAUUCACAUGUUGAAGCAUACGGGUGUGCGCGAUUUCAAAUGUUCCGUCUGUCAUAAAUCGUAUGGGAGGAGGCGGACGUUGCAAGAACAUAUGCGCAUCCAUGCGGACGACAGACGGUUCAAGUGUAAUUCAAGAUCUAUAUUAGAAACAGAAGAAAGAAAAGAACGUGAUAGUAUUUUAAUUGAAACAAAAAAGAAUGUAGAAAAACAAGCUAUAAAAGAAUCGCUUGUUAAAAAGUGGAAAGAAAUUGAAAAGCAUCGAGCUAAUGUACACCAGAUUUUAAGUAAUUCCAACGCUACGCCGAUCAGAUGUCGAGGUAGCGUUGGUUACGCUUGUUGCUUCUGCAAUGGUCAAUAUCCUAAUCCAGCGGAUCUAAAACAGCACAGUAUAGAAAACCACGAGAAUAUCAACGAAACUAAAUACAUGAAACGCAAGGACAUGCACAAUUUCAACAUGAAAAUAGACAUCACAGGCUUAUGUUGUAAACUGUGCGAUAGAAAAAUUGAUACAAUUGAGCUGCUAUUGGAACAUUUAAAAAAAGUACACCAGAAAAAAGUGUUCACUGAUAUUAAGGUUCAACUGAUACCGUUUAAAUUUGAAAAUGAUAUCCUUAAGUGCUAUAUUUGUGGCAAAAUCUUUCCGAAAUUCCAAACUCUUCGACAGCAUAUGAACGAACACUACAGUAAUUAUAAAUGCAAUGAGUGCGAUGCGGGCUUCGUGUGUCAGUCUAUGCUUCACGAGCAUUCUCAGAUCCACAAACUAGGCACGUUCAAAUGUGAUAUCUGUCCGAAAGUUUUCAGUACGUUCCGAAAGAAAAGAAGCCACGAGAAGGGCGUUCAUUCGCAAGUCGAACUGAAAAAUAAAUGUCCGUACUGCGACGAAAAAUUUAAGUACUACAGGCAGAAGGAGAGGCAUAUGGCCGAAGCUCACGAGAAAGCCUUUCCGCCACUAAAAUGCAAAGCCUGUGAGAAGUCAUUUUAUACCCAAAGCAGUUUAAGCAUACACCUGAAAAGAUUGCACUUGGUUCACAGACCCCACAAAUGUCCGAACUGUGAUAAACAUUUCUAUUCUAUGGCAGAGGUCCGACUACACUUACCGACCCAUACCGGGCUUCGUACAUUCGAAUGCGACAUCUGUCGUAAAACGUUCGGCGUGAGAAAAACACUUAACGAACACAUGCGUAUACAUAUGAACGAUAAGCGACAUAAAUGUUUACCGCGUACCAAAAUCACUAAGCUCAUAAGUCGAACCGAAUCUGAAACAAAAUUCGCGGACGAGAAGAGCGAGUGCAAAAAAUCUUGUAGAAAAAGGAAAUCAUUAGAUGCUAAGAAAAAUUCUAAAAUGGAACCUGAUGAACCUCGAACAAAACACGGUGAAGAAUUAGAAAAACAUCGUACGAACGUGAGAGAAAUAUUGUUAUGGUCUAAUGCUACUCCAAUCAGAUGUAGAGGUGGCAUUGGUUACGCUUGCUGCUUCUGUAAUGAUCAAUAUCCAAACCCAAAUGAUUUGAAAAGACAUUCCUUAGAGGAACACGAUAGCAUUGUUAUAUCCACGUUUAUGAAAGGGAGAGAUAUGCACGGAUACUUCGUUAAGCUAGACAUAACGGCACUAACUUGCAAAAUUUGUAAUACAUCCAUCGACACAUUGGAACAAUUGAUGGAACAUCUAAAGAACGUGCACAAUAAAAAUGUUGAUCUGAGUAUAAAAAAUCACAUGAUACCGUUCAAGUUUGAAACAGAGAAUCUUCGUUGCUGCAUUUGCUUGAACGUUUUCCACAAAUUCCAUGCACUGCAGGUCCACAUGAACAACCAUUGCAGGAAUUACAUCUGCGAUAUCUGCGACGCGGGAUUUGUGAAUAGACAUAUGCUGCGAUGCCACAGUGACGGGCACAAGGUAGGGACUUUCGCCUGUGAACAGUGCUCCAAAGUGUUUAAAACAAUUCGCAUGAAGAAACUGCACGAACGGAUCGUCCAUAAUUCAAAUAUGCCGCACAAAUGUGGCUACUGCAGCGAACGGUUCAAGGAGAACUGGAAUAAGAAUGAACAUCUGGCUAGAGUACACGGAGUACGCGGCCCGGGAGUGAAAUGCCAAGCCUGCGAUAAAACAUUCGACACUCAGCAGAGAUGGUUGCUUCACAUGAAACGAGAUCACUUAAUGCAAAGGCAGCACAAGUGCAAUAGAUGUGUGGGAAGAGUAAUCAAAAUAGAAACAAGGCAUACAAAACCGGUGGAAUUGAAGUUUAUAUCAAAAAGUAAGACAACAGUGAGAAGUAACAGUGACCUCUCUGAGGCGAAGAAAAACCAGCACAAUUUGAGCAUCAUCCUACUGAAUUCAAACGCGAAUCCAAUCCGAUGCAAAGACAGCUUUGGAUAUGGCUGCGCUUUCUGUCCGAAACAAUUCCCACAGCCGACUAAUUUAAAGAAACACUUCUUAGAAGAACACAAUAGUGAUAGACUCAUCAAAUAUAUGUCGAGUAAGCUUUUUGAAAAUGUUGUUAAACUCGACAUCACGUACUUGUGCUGUGCGCUCUGUGAUACGGAUUUCUUACAACUCGACGAUUUCGUUCACCAUUUAAAAAACGGACACGACAAAGACCUUUACAUUGAUAUCAAAAGCCAAAUCCUGCCCUUCAGGUUCGAUACGCCGGAACUAAAAUGCGCUAUUUGUUCAACUGAAUUUGCUACAUUCAAACUGUUACAGGAACACAUGAAUACACAUUUUAGGAAUUAUCCCUGCGAAAUAUGUGGAGGAAGCUACGUGACAGAAAGACUACUGCAAGGCCAUGUUAAGCGUCACGGCAAUGGCGAAUACAAAUGCACCCAAUGCGAUAAAACUUUCACAAGCGAACACAAGCGACGCGAGCACGAGCACAGAACCCACCUUGGGUUUAACAAGCGAAAUAAAUGCCAGAUUUGCAACGAGAGGUUCCUUGAUUACUGGAAGAAAAUCGAUCACAUGGUGAAAGUACACGGUGCGCCACCAGUUGUACUCAAAUGUCAAGCCUGCGAGCGAACUUUUAAUAAUCAGAGGGCUUUGUCGAGACACAAGAAGAAGGACCAUUUACUGGAAAGGAGGCACAACUGUUCGGAGUGCGAGAUGAAAUUUUUCAGCAGCAGCUGUUUGCAAAAGCACAUGGCAAAGCACACGGGGCUGAGGGAAUAUAUGUGCGACGUGUGCCACAAGUCAUAUGGCAGGAAGAACACCUUGAGGGAGCACAUGCGGAUUCAUGCUGAUGAUCGUCGUUUCAAAUGCGAACAUUGCGGUCAAGGAUUUGUGCAGAAAUGCAGCUGGCGCGGCCACAUGCGCUCUAAACAUGGCGAGAAUGUUUAA